Molecule: messenger RNA, 1407 nt
Organism: Zootermopsis nevadensis
Lineage: Eukaryota; Metazoa; Arthropoda; Insecta; Blattodea; Termopsidae
Source: RefSeq, a predicted model, not a curated record
GGUGCAUGGGUUUUCCUAUAAAUACUGACCGACACCAGAGCAGGUACAUCACAACAAUCCAGCGGCUGUGAACAUAGGACCACUGGACAUGAAUAUUUUCCUAAUGGUCGCGCUGGUCGGCAUGACCGCAGCCGCCAGCCUCGACAACACCUACUUGCCACCUACAGGAGCAGCCGGCUCGGGGGGCUCUCCUGGAGCAAUUCAGGCUCCAUUUGGAGGACCAGGAGCUCCUGGUGGUGGAAGACUUGGGGGCAGUGCUUCUGGAGGAUUCGGAGGCGGUGCCGGAGGUGGUGCUGGAAGUGGUUUUAGAGGCAGAAGCGGCGCUGGAGGCUUCGGAGGUGGUGCUGGAGGCGGGUACAGUGGUAGCGGCGCCGGAGGUUUCAGAGGUGGUGCUGGAGGUUUAGGGGGUGGUGCUGGAGGUUUCGGAGGUGGUCCUGGAGGCUUCGGAGGUGGUGCUGGAGGCUUCGGAGGUGGUGCUGGAGGCGGACCAUCUGGUCCAGUGGUACCUAUUUUGAGAUACGAGAACGAAAACAACGGAGAUGGAAGCUAUUCAUACAGGUCAGUUACAGACAUAAUUUAUCGGCGAAGAACAGUCUAUAGUUCCGACAGUAGAAUAUUAUUUUUAGUGUCACACACAAGUUUAAGUACUGACAUCUUCAGUGCUGCGGUUAGUUGCGUCUGUUCAUAUCCCGCCAAGACUCGACUUUCAGCUCAGUCUGUUCGAUGAGUUUCCCCAUCUUCUAAUCUGUAGGGUAACUUCUAGAAUUCAUAUCCUUUGCAUGUGGUGGAUUGUUGCAGACCCAUAGGGCAGAUCUUUCGAGGUUUAGUUCUACGCGACAGAUCCGCGCCGGUUUAAAUAACCAUUAGAGACAAUCAGCUGAUAAAAUAAUUGAAUAGAUCUCGUUCGUGAUGUUGAGAGAGUUGUCAGUUAAAAAAAAUAAGGAUUCACAUAUAACUCUUGAGGAGAGAUGAUCCAUACUAAGUGAUUCCUAGGAGCAUAGUGUUAAAGGAAUAUUGCAAUUGACGCAUAAUUAGUAUACAAGAAAAAUGAAUAGUUAAGAGUAAAGUUAGUAUAAUUAAGAAGUGCAACACAAAGCAGUUAAAUAUAUAAGCAAACACAGAAGUAGCUGAUAAUUUGAUAUAUCAAUCUGUGAUCCCAACUUAAUAAUUCUAGGAGACAAAAAUAAGGAGGAAAAAUUUCGAACUGUUUCAAAAUCCCAACAAACAAUCACUGAAAAAACAAAACUCUGAGGUGGAUGUUGCUUCGAGCAUGGUAAAAAAGUAUGCUGAUACUGUCAGGAAGCCAUCGACUACGAUAUAGUUCAUAAUUUGGCGGUAGACCAACAAACAAAACAGUUAAUUAUGCAAAUAAAAUGAUCAUGACGCAAUAACUGAAUGCGUUUUAAA